Messenger RNA from Labrus mixtus (cuckoo wrasse), 2970 nucleotides. Its product is annotated as myelin and lymphocyte protein-like. The transcript is spliced from 4 exons. The record is from RefSeq and is a predicted model, not a curated record. Gene Ontology annotation, cellular component: membrane. Gene Ontology annotation, biological process: myelination. Gene Ontology annotation, molecular function: structural constituent of myelin sheath. The coding region runs from base 1 to 381 and encodes 126 amino acids. NCBI's taxonomy places the organism in Eukaryota, Metazoa, Chordata, Actinopteri, Labriformes, Labridae.
AUGAUCAGACGGAUCUUCGGCGGUCUGGUGUGGAUCCUGGUGGCAUCCACGCUGGUGGUUCCUGUUAACCCUCAGGGCUGGGUGAUGUUCGUUUCAGUCUUCUGCUUCGUCAUGACGUUUAUCUGGAUGGUGGUGUUUGCGUGCGGAGGGCAUCAAAACAGAGGAAUCUGGGCUGCAGCAGACUUUGGGUAUCACGGAAUCGCUGCCUUUUUCUACCUCAGUGCCUCUGUGGCAUUGGCCAAAGUGACACUGGACAUGAGGGGUGGGACAAGCUUCCGAAACUACCAGCUGGACAUCUCUGCUGUGGUUUUCUCCUACGUGGCAACUCUGCUCUACUUCAUCCACACCAUCCUGUCUGCCAUACGAUGGAAGUCUUUCUGAGCAGAUCUGCAUUCGGAGCGACAUCUCUCCGGAGGGGACGAGAGGAACGUGAGGACCGGCAUCAGAGCGUCCCAUCACAGAACAGACCAAUCAGAGACACUUUCUCAUUAAAACAUCUGUAAACAAUUAAAGCUUCAUAAGUCACAUCUCCUCCCCUUUACGUUUUCACUCACGUGAUGACACUUCCUAGUUUAUAAACGUGGCUACUUCCUGUUUCUCUGCGCUGAUUUUAAAAUGAUUCUGAAAUAUAUAUAAAAAAUUAUAAGAUUAUAUUUCAGAGAUCACAAGACAUUUUAAUCAAAGUCUUUGAAACUUCUGGUUUAAAAAAAAAAUGUUUUUAAACUUCUGAAUUCUCUGAAAAAAUAACAGGACAUUUAAAAAAAAAAUUUUUUUACAAAGACGUGUAAAUCAGUGAACUUCUAGUGAUGAAAGAUACAACAGAACACUCAAAGUACUUGGUCUUUUUCAAAUCUCUCAUUCUCUUCAAAAUCCAAAACAAUAAACACCAACCAGAAUUUACAUUUUUAAAUAACUGCUCUCAUAUCUGGCACACCGAGUGUGGGGGGGUGUUGAUCUCUGUGAUAAAGGUCCUGACACACUAAAGUAGUCUACCCUAGUCUUUGUGGUGUGUCCGGCUCCGUCGCUACCCGUUGGCCCCAGUUGGCCUUUUUUUGGGCGAUUCCACAUGUUGAAUCUCCGUGAGCUGUCAUCGGCGUGGUUGGGGGUAGGAAUCUCUCUGAUUGGCUGUUCAGAUAAGCGAAACAGGAGAGCCAGUGCACGAGAAGAAAUACGGAAGCAUCUCUUCUCUUCUUGUUCCACUAAUAAAAGAUUAUGGGCUGACAAUGCCAGCGCCAUUUUCACCUUUUUAUCAGACAUUAUUCUCCAUUAGAAGUUUAUUACGAGUGUUGAGCGACAGCCGUGAGAAAAUUGUCUUCUCGUAUCACAACAAUGGUUUAUUUAUCUGCGUUCUUCCUCGUCCUCUUCAGGUUUCACCUUUUGGAAUGACGAUUACAGACUACUGCCCCCUGCUGGCAUGGAGAGGUAUUGACUCUCAUGCAUAUGCAGAACAUACGUGGUGGUUGGCUGUCGGCUGUAGUCUUUGCGGUGUGUUCAAGUGAAACUUUUUGGUCGAGACAAAAGGUGUUGUGCUCCGACACCACAGGUGGCCUUCAUCGCCACUAGUUCUUUCCGUCUGCUUGAUGUGUCAGGGCCUUUAGCGGAGCGGAGUGAGGAGGACGUUGAGAACGCACAUAUAACAUCACUUCCUGCAGCUUUAACGGAAAAACCGACCCGAGUAAAAAUGUUAUACAGAAAACACAGAUAGACAGUGAACAUCUUCUUUUUCACAUCAGUUAACCGUUUGCUUAUUAAUGGGCAAUAAAAAAACGAUUUAUACAUGUAAAAAGUUACAUAUAGAACCUUUAAUGUCUGAUCAUAUAGUACGCUCUACACAGCUCACUGAUUGGACCUUUGAGUCCCUGAUUGUGGUGAAACUAGAACACACAGGAACACUUUCUGAAAUCAGUGUUCUGGUUUCAGUAAGAUCAACCAAUCAUCAGCAGGAAAAAUAAUAUCCACCAUAAUAACAUCAGUGAUGAUCUGACGAUGAUUUCUAUCUCUCUGUGAAAAGAAAUCUGAUGUGUCACAGACAAGACAGAGUUUGAAUUUCCUGACUUCCUUGAAUGCAUCAGAAAUGAUCAGUCUGACCUCCAUUAAACAAACAAACAUUUUAGUUUUCUACUUCUCUGAAAGACAAAGUUUGAAUUGUCUUCAUCAUGAUGUUCUUCAAACGUCUGCUGCAGCAAGUCACCAGCUCUGACAACAAAAAGACGAACAUGAGACUUUGAUGGAGGAUGGUAGGGAGUAAAUACAGGACACACACACACACACACACACACACACACACACACACACACACACACACACACACACACACAAUGUUUUAUUAAUGAAGGAGGCAGAAGGUGAUAAUAGUGGAACAUCUCCAUGAAACUGAAGAAGAUCCCAGGCUACAGCACGUUGCCAUGACAACCUUCAACACACACACACACACACACACACACACACACACACACACACUCACUCUGUCCCUUUCAAAAUAAAGACUUUCUUUACCAGACUUUCAAAAUAAGAGUGAACUUAUCACAAGGCGCCCAGCCACUGAAGAGUGACCUCUGCUAAGUUAGUGGUAAGGCUUCCCUUCAGAGCCUCUGCUGGAUUUCAUCUGUUUGACUUUAGUUUUAUUUUUUUUAAAUGUCGCUCCUCAAUAAAAUGAUUCUGAUUCUGAUCACAAAGGUUUUCUGAAGAAUCAAAUCUCAGAUCUUCUUCUUUAGUUUUUUAUUUUGUUGUUUUCUCGAUGAGCUCAGGAUGUAAACAUCAGUAAACAGUUAUUAUUAUUAUUCUCAACAAAGACGUGUUGUGACACGUGUCAUACUGCAGAGUGAGCAGCAGGGGGCAGCACCAGCACACAGAUACUCUGACUGAUGGAAGCUGUUUUUACAGGAUUCAAGAUGGACAUCAAACGUAUGAAAAAAAUCCUUCAGGACGAGUUUUCACAUCAACAUUAUUAUUAUUUUUAAUAAAUCAAAA